AUGUGUGUUCGUGGCAGGGCUUCGCUGGUGAUAAAGUCAGGCAUGUGGGUCUGGGCACACUACGGGACGGCUCUGAGAUCCAUCUACACGAUGUAUGAAAUAACCUUCAGUGGGUCGUGGCCAAUCUACGCUCGACCUGUGUAUGAAAAGAUGGGGCAUGGAUUUGUCGUUUUCUUCGUCCUCUACGUUACGGUCAUCGUGUUUGCGAUCACGCGGGUCAUUUCCGCAAUUUUUUUGCGCGACACUUUAGAGGCCGCGAGCAAUGAUGCCGAGAUGCAGGUGCACGAGAAGCUGAAGAAGAAGUCCGCCUACGUCAUGAAGUUGAAGGCGCUGUUUCAGGCGCUGGACUCCACCGGCAACGGCAUCAUCACGCAGGACGUUCUCAAUCAGCUCCUUGAGGAUCCCAAGGUGAUCGCCCAUUUCCAGAUUCUCGAGCUGGACGUGCACGAAGGCGCUGCUCUCUUCCACGUCCUAGAUGAUGGCGACGGCGAGAUCACCUGCGAGGAGUUCAUUGACGGAAUCCUGCGAUGUCAUGGCCCGGCCCGAGCCAUCGACCAGUUGGCAAUGCACGCUGAGAUGCGACAACUGAGUGACACACUGGCAAACUUGAAACAAUCGCUUCAGCAGGCCAACAUCAUCUCGCCACGUCAGAAGAUGCGGAGCACCUUCCGGAUGCGGGCCAACGCCAAGACGUUCCGCCACCUCAAUGCCUUCCGCAUGCCACUUAUGCCCCAGGAGCUGGUGCAGCCGAAGAGAAGCGAAAGCAGCCGCGAGGCAAUCACGAACUGGCAGCUGGGAAAUGGCGUGAAGAGCCCCGAGUCCAUCAUGUAA
Symbiodinium natans is the source of this 831-nucleotide messenger RNA. The record is from the annotation of a GenBank genome assembly. NCBI's taxonomy places the organism in Eukaryota, Dinophyceae, Suessiales, Symbiodiniaceae.